CUUCUGAUUUUACUUCAUUGCUUCUCAGGCUCUCUCUCCAAGAAGGUGGAAAAAUGAAGCUUUUGAUGUUUGGGGCUUUUUUGUGUUUAUGUAAUACCCAAGCCCAGGCAGAAGAGAAGCAUUAUUAUAUUGGAAUUUCUGAAAUAGCUUGGAACUACGCCUCCGACCAGGAGGGAAAGACACUUAUUUCAGUGGACACAGAACACUCCAAUAAGUAUCUCCAAAAUGGCCCAAAUAGAAUUGGAAGAAUCUACAAAAAGGCUCUUUAUCUUCAGUACACAGAUGGCACCUUUACGACAACGAUAGAAAAACCAGUCUGGCUAGGGUUUUUAGGCCCUAUUAUCAAAGCUGAAAUUGGAGACAAAAUUUAUGUACAUUUAAAAAACUUUGCCUCUAGGCCCUAUACUUUUCAUCCACAUGGAAUAACAUACUAUAAGGAACAUGAAGGGGCCAUCUACCCCGAUAAUACCACAGCUGUUCAAAAAGCAGAUGACAAAGUGCUUCCGGGAGAGCGGUAUACUUACAUACUAAAUGCCAGUGAAGAACAAAGCCCUGGUGAGGGAGAUGGCAAUUGUGUGACGAGGAUUUACCACUCCCACAUCGAUGCUCCUAAAGACAUUGCCUCGGGACUCAUCGGACCUUUAAUAAUCUGUAAAAAAGAUUCUCUGGAUAAGGAAAAAGAAAAAGAAAAAAAUAUUGAUCAAGAAUUUGUGGUGAUGUUUUCUGUGGUGGAUGAGAAUCUCAGCUGGUACUUAGGAGACAACAUUAAGACCUACUGCUCUGACCCAGAGGGAGUCGACGAAGAUGACGAAGAGUUCCAGGAGAGUAACAGAAUGUACUCUGUGAAUGGAUACACGUUUGGAAGUCUCCCAGGACUCUCCAUGUGUGCAGAAGACAGAGUGAAGUGGUAUCUUUUUGGUAUGGGUAAUGAAGUUGAUGUGCACGCAGCUUUCUUUCAUGGGCAAGCGUUAACGAACAAGAACUACCGCAUCGAUACGAUCAACCUCUUUCCUGCUACUCUUUUUGAUGCUUUCAUGGUGGCCCAGAACCCUGGAGAAUGGAUGCUUAGCUGUCAGAAUCUGAACCAUCUGAAAGCCGGGCUGCAGGCCUUCUUCCAGGUGCAGGACUGCCACAAGUCUCCGGCAGAGGAUGGCAUCCACGGGAAGCAAAUCAGGCACUACUACAUAGCUGCUGAGGAAACCAUCUGGGACUACGCUCCCUCUGGUGUAGACACGUUCACCCACGAAAAUCUAACAGCACCUGGAAGUGCCUCAGAGGUGUUUUUCGAACAAGGACCUACAAGAAUUGGAGGCUCUUAUAAAAAGCUAGUUUAUCGCGAGUACACAGAUGCCUCCUUCACUGACCGAAAGGAGCGAGGCCCUGAAGAGGAACACCUUGGCCUGCUGGGUCCUGUCAUUUGGGCAGAGGUGGGAGACACCAUCAAGGUCACCUUCAAAAACAAAGGACCGUUUCCCCUCAGUAUUGAGCCAACUGGGGUGAGGUUCAGUAAGGACAAUGAGGGCACAUUCUAUGCCUCACAUUCCAGCUCGAGUGGGGGUGGGCCUCGUCCUUCAGCCUCCCAUGUGGCUCCCAAAGAAACCUUCACCUAUGAAUGGACUGUUCCCAAGGAAGUGGGACCUACUUAUGCCGACCCAGUGUGUCUGUCUAAGAUGUAUUAUUCUGCUGUGGACCCCACCAAGGAUAUAUUCACUGGGCUUAUUGGGCCAAUGAAAAUAUGCAAGAAAGGAAGUUUACAUGCAAAUGGAAAACAGAAAGAUGUAGACAAGGAGUUCUAUUUGUUUCCCACAGUAUUUGAUGAGAAUGAGAGUUUAUUCCUGGAUGAUAACAUUAAAAUGUUUACAACUGCACCUGAUCAGGUGGACAAGGACAAUGCUGAUUUUCAGGAAUCUAAUAAGAUGCACUCCAUGAAUGGAUUUAUGUAUGGGAAUCAGCCUGGUCUCAGCAUGUGCCAGGGAGAUUCAGUCUCGUGGUACUUGUUCAGUGCUGGAAAUGAGGCCGAUGUACAUGGAAUAUACUUCUCAGGAAACACCUAUCAGUCAAGAGGAGAAGUGAAAGACACCGCGAACCUCUUCCCUCAGACAAGUCUUACGCUGCUCAUGAGGCCUGACACAGAAGGAACUUUUGAGGUUGAGUGCCUUACCACCGAUCAUUACACAGGCGGCAUGAAGCAAAAAUACACCGUGAACCAAUGCGGGCGGCGGGCUGAGGGCUCCACCCUCUACCAGGGAGAAAGGACCUACUACAUUGCAGCAGUGGAGGUGGAAUGGGAUUACUCCCCGAGCAGGACAUGGGAAAAGGAGCUGCAUCAUUUACAAGAGCAAAAUGUUUCAAAUCCAUUUUUAGAUAAGGAAGAGUUCUACAUAGGCUCAAAGUAUAAGAAAGCUGUGUACCGUCAAUACACUGACAGCACGUUCACAGUUCCAGUGAUGAGAAAACCCGAAGAGGAACAUCUAGGAAUUCUAGGUCCACAGCUUCAUGCAGAUGUUGGGGACAAAGUUAAAAUUAUUUUUAAAAACAUGGCCACAAGGCCUUACUCUAUACACGCCCACGGGGUAAAAACCGAGAGUUCUACAGUUACUCCAACGUUACCAGGUGAAACUCGCACUUACAUAUGGCAAAUCCCAGAAAGAUCUGGAGCUGGAACAGAGGAUCUGCCUUGUAUUCCAUGGGCUUACUAUUCAACUGUGGAUCAAGUGAAGGAUCUCUACAGUGGAUUAAUUGGCCCGCUGAUUGUCUGUCGGAGACACUACAUUAAAGUAUUCAAUCCCAUAAAGAAACUGGAAUUUAGCCUUCUGUUUCUAGUGUUUGAUGAGAAUGAAUCUUGGUACUUGGAUGACAACAUCCAAACCUACUCUGAACAUCCUGAGAAAGUAAACAAAGACAAUGAUGAAUUUAUGGAAAGCAAUAAAAUGCACGCUAUCAAUGGAAGGAUGUUUGGAAACCUGCAUGGCCUCACAAUGCACGCGGGGGAUGAAGUCAACUGGUAUCUGAUGGGGAUGGGCAAUGAAAUAGACUUGCACACGGUACAUUUUCACGGCCACAGCUUCCGGUACAAGCACAGGGGUAUUUAUAGUUCUGAUGUCUUUGACAUUUUUCCUGGAACAUACCAAACCAUAGAGAUGUUUCCAGAAACACCUGGAAUCUGGUUACUCCACUGCCAUGUGACCGACCACGUACAUGCUGGAAUGGAAACUACUUACACUGUUCUACCUAAUGAAGGUGAAUAUCCAGCAUCAUCUCAGAUUCAUAGGAGGAUAUGGAACAUGAACUAUCCAUUCACAGCGAGCAUGAUUUUUUUAUUCCAAAUAUUUAUCAAGGAAUUAUUAGCAGAAUAAGGACUGAAGCCACCAGCAAUCCUGGCUGAGUCUCCUUCAAGUGAGUCGCAAGCUCAGUUGGAACAAUCUGUCCCUUCCUGUGUUGAAUCAACAGGCGUGGUUCCAAAAUGAAGCCACACACCAACUUCAUCUUCAGAUAAAACAGAAAUU
Molecule: messenger RNA, 3506 nt
Organism: Oryctolagus cuniculus (rabbit)
Lineage: Eukaryota; Metazoa; Chordata; Mammalia; Lagomorpha; Leporidae
Gene: CP
Product: ceruloplasmin
Biological process (GO): iron ion transport
Cellular component (GO): plasma membrane
Molecular function (GO): oxidoreductase activity; copper ion binding
Source: RefSeq, a predicted model, not a curated record